Pelmatolapia mariae (spotted tilapia) is the source of this 1271-nucleotide messenger RNA. It is a transcript of the gene gjb8, whose product is annotated as gap junction protein beta 8. Gene Ontology annotation, cellular component: connexin complex. Bases 132 to 920 code for a protein of 262 amino acids. NCBI's taxonomy places the organism in Eukaryota, Metazoa, Chordata, Actinopteri, Cichliformes, Cichlidae. Gene Ontology annotation, molecular function: gap junction channel activity. The record is from RefSeq and is a predicted model, not a curated record. Gene Ontology annotation, biological process: cell-cell signaling; gap junction-mediated intercellular transport. The transcript has a single exon.
AACAACAUAAAUAUGCCAUAAAACAAGGCCACCAGCAGGUGUAUUUCUCCAGCACCCUGGAUUUUUCUAGCCUUUUAACUUUCUGCUGAAUUCCACAGGUUGUCUCAGCUUCCGGACUCCUUUUGGCCGCAAUGAGUUGGGGGGCUCUCUACGCCCAGCUAGGUGGCGUCAACAAGCACUCCACCAGCCUGGGGAAGAUCUGGCUUUCUGUCCUUUUCAUCUUCCGCAUCACUAUUCUGGUCCUGGCUGCGGAGAGCGUCUGGGGAGACGAGCAGUCAGACUUCACGUGCAACACGCAGCAGCCCGGCUGCAAAAACGUCUGCUACGACCACUUCUUCCCUGUGUCACACAUCCGCCUGUGGUGCCUGCAGCUGAUCUUUGUAUCCACGCCGGCCCUGCUGGUGGCCAUGCACGUCGCCUACAGAAAACGGGGUGAUAAGAGGAACAUGCUGGCCUCCAAUGGCACUGAAAAGAUGACAGAUACUGAGCUGCAGACGCUAAAGAAGAGGCGUCUGCCCAUUACAGGCACUCUGUGGUGGACCUACACCUGCAGCUUGUUUUUCCGGCUCAUCUUUGAGGGGGGGUUUAUGUAUGCGCUCUACUUUGUCUACGACGGCUUCCAGAUGCCCCGGCUGGUGAAGUGCGAGCAGUGGCCUUGCCCCAACAAGGUGGACUGUUUCAUCUCCAGGCCAACGGAAAAGACCGUCUUCACCAUCUUCAUGGUGGCUUCAUCUGCCAUCUGCAUGGUGCUGAAUGUGGCCGAGCUCUUCUACCUCAUUGUAAAGGCGGUCAUGAGAUGCAUGACAAGGUCCAGCAGGAGGAAACACACUUACCCAGACAGCGUGACACGGGAUAACAAGAAGAAUGAAAUGCUGCUGUCUUCCUCCACAGAUUCAUCCAGCAACAAGACCAUGUGUUAAAGAGAGACAAGAGGAAGGUGUAUACUGUAAAUCCAACCUGACGGGUUGUGUCUACGUCUUGGUUACUGGGAUUUGUCUCACGAGAUGGUGAAACAGCUUUGGAGUCUGUGUAGUUGGGGUUGACUGUAAGGAGCUGACUGAGUUCUCCGAACAAACACAUUGCCAGAUCGUAACGUAAAUAAUAAAACAAGUGUCAAACACUGAGUGGUUGCAACCAUUUUACUGUCCACAGUUGAAAUUUGCUUGAACGUGGCGAAAUCUGCCUGAAAAAUGAGCCAACACUGACAUCUAGUGGUGACAGUGGACCCUUAACGAGCACAAACGCCUUCACAACAGCCUGAGUGAUUGAUU